This is a messenger RNA of Fusarium oxysporum Fo47, 754 nucleotides long. RefSeq names its product dihydrofolate reductase. NCBI's taxonomy places the organism in Eukaryota, Fungi, Ascomycota, Sordariomycetes, Hypocreales, Nectriaceae. Gene Ontology annotation, cellular component: mitochondrion. The record is from RefSeq and is a predicted model, not a curated record. Gene Ontology annotation, molecular function: dihydrofolate reductase activity; NADP binding. Gene Ontology annotation, biological process: folic acid metabolic process; glycine biosynthetic process; tetrahydrofolate biosynthetic process. Bases 114 to 716 code for a protein of 200 amino acids. The transcript has 2 exons.
CAUGUCUCAGGUGUCAUUAGUACCAUCACCGUCACACAAACCCACUCAGCAACUUAAGACUCAUCAAACCUCCACCUCCUAACCUCACAGAUUCAUCAUCAACAUCUUGAGCAAUGCAGUCUCUCGAAUUGAAUCUCAUAGUCGCGGCCACGCGCAACAUGGGCAUUGGCCUCCAUGGAACAAUGCCCUGGCAAGGGCUACGCAAAGAAAUGAAGUACUUUGCGCGCGUCACAACUCGGGUGCCACCACAGGCCUCAUCGUCUAUCAACGCAGUCAUCAUGGGCCGCAAAACCUGGGACUCGAUCCCCACCAAAUUCCGGCCUCUGAAAGACCGUCUCAACAUUGUCAUUUCCCGCUCCGCACCCUCAAAGCUUCCCGAAAAAGUUGAGCCCUCUGAACCCGUGAGAGUCCAAUCUCUUGAACUUGCUCUUCAAUACGCCCGUGCUCAUAGCGACGUCGGUCGAAUUUUCGUCAUCGGUGGUGCGCAGAUCUAUGACGCCGCUCUCAGACUGCCAGAAGCGCGACGGAUCCUUCUCACGAGUAUUGAGCGUGAUUUUGACUGCGAUACUUUCUUUCCUGUUGACUUGAAGGAUGGAUCGUGGGAGAGAAAGUCUAGAGAGGAGUUGCAGGAGUGGACAGGUGAAGAGAUUGAAGAGGGUGGCCAGGAAGAAGCUGGUACAAAGUAUGAGUUUCAAAUGUGGGAGAAGCAUGAUUAGUUGACCAUACAGAGAUAAUCACAACAAAAGAACAUAUA